AUUUUUUAUUUAUUUACAUCUUGUACCAUUAAAACAAAGAUGGUAGAACGCCAUGAGGUGAAUGUUGAACCAGAAAAAUUCGAAGCUAACGAUUUUACUGAGGUUGUUGAGGGAAAAGCCAAAGUUUUGUUUCCAAAAUCAAAUUCUGUUUUUUAUAAUAAUGUGCAAGUAUUUAAUCGUGAUUUAAGUAUAGCAGUAAUCAAACAAUUUUUUAAAAUUCGAGACAAUGAGUUGAAAGAGCUCGUAAAGAAGACCUCAGAGUCUCGUUCAACCGAAAUAAAACAUACUGAAUCUAAAAAUAAAACCGAAGACACUGAUAACUUGGAUAAAGUUAAAAAAAUUGUUCUUGAAGAAAAUGUUUCAAUUAGUAAUAGUGAUAUACAUGUUGCCAAUGAAAAAAAAUCUUAUACAAUUUUAGAGGCUCUAUCAGCAACAGGAUUGCGCUCAGUUAGAUAUGCUCUAGAAAUUCCGAACAUAAAAAAGAUAGUUGCCAAUGAUUUAAGUCAUGAAGCUGAAAAAACUAUUAGGCGAAAUAUUGCAUAUAAUAAGGUUGAUGCAGUUGUUCAAAGUAGCCUAUCAGAUGCAAGCUUAUUGAUGUACCAACACAGAUUUCCAUUAUCAAGUCGAUUCCAAGUUAUUGAUCUUGAUCCUUUUGGUUCCCCUAGUCAAUUUCUUGAUGGUGCUGUGCAAGCUAUAGACGAAGGUGGACUGCUCUGUGUUACUUGUACAGAUAUGGCUGGUUUAUGUGGAAAUCAUGGUGAAGCGGCAUAUGCAAAAUAUGGUUGCAUGCCAUUAAAGUCAAAAUAUUGUCAUGAAAUGGCAUUACGAAUUGUACUAUCAUGCAUAGACUCACAUGCUAAUCGUUAUAAGCGAUACAUUGAGCCUUUACUGUCUUUAAGUGUAGAUUUCUACUUAAGAAUCUUUGUUCGUGUAUUCUCAAGUCCAUCUGAAGUUAAGCGCUCUGCGAGUAAGCGAUCUUAUGUAUUCCAUUGUUCUGGUUGUGAAACAUUUCAUCUCCAGCCAGUUGGAAAAAGUGUUGAAAUUGGAAAUAGUAAAAAGUACAAUCCAGCAACAGGUCCUGUGGUUUCUCAGCUCUGUGAUGAAUGUAAUCAUGUUUUCAAAAUAGGAGGACCAAUUUGGUCCAAAUCCAUUCAUUCUGAAACCUUUGUGACAUCUUUGUUGGUUGAUAUAGAAAAGGAAAAAGAUUGUUACAGUACACAACAAAGAAUUCGAGGUACACUAUCUGUAGUUUUGGAAGAGUUGCCAGAUCACCCAUUGUAUCUUGUAAUUGAUCAUCUUUGUAAUGUGUUGCAUUCUACAACACCAUCACAUGCUCAAUUUCGAUCUGCAGUCAUUCAUGCAGGCUAUGAAAUUUCCAGUACCCACGCAAAUCAAGCUGGUCUUAAAACCAGUGCACCUGUAUCAGUUGUUUGGGAUAUUUUGAGAAGUUGGGUAAAACUGCAUCCUGUGAAUCAAAAAAAAAUAUCAUCAAACUCUCCUGCUUCUGUUAUCCUUAGCAAAGAAUCAAAGUUUACUGCUAAUUUUGAAAUAAUUCAAACUGCUGUUCCACAAUCAAAGAUGAUGAAACUGCUGAGAUAUCCAGAGAAUCCUGAAGCAGACUGGGGGCCAAAAUCAAAAGCAAUAAAGAAGGAGUUUUCAUCGUUAUCUGAGAAACGUCAAACUUUGCAGGGAAAACGAAAAGCAGGGUCGUCUGAUCCAGCAUUUUAUAGACAGUUCCCUUGUAAAAGAUUCAAAAUAGGUAUAUGUGACCUUGGCAUAAACUGUAAAUAUUCGCAUGAAAGUUCUACCAAUCCAACUCAACAAUCAAAUUCAACAAGUGAAAACUAAUUAUUUUUUUUUAUUUACAAGGAUUCGUAACAAACUUUUUUGUUACAAAUUUCUCUAUCUGUAAAUAUUUUACAUGAAAUAUAUAUUAAAAUAAUCA
Messenger RNA from Hydra vulgaris (swiftwater hydra), 1945 nucleotides. Its product is annotated as tRNA (guanine(26)-N(2))-dimethyltransferase. The record is from RefSeq and is a predicted model, not a curated record. Gene Ontology annotation, cellular component: nucleus. Lineage: Eukaryota; Metazoa; Cnidaria; Hydrozoa; Anthoathecata; Hydridae. Gene Ontology annotation, molecular function: metal ion binding; RNA binding; tRNA (guanine(10)-N2)-methyltransferase activity. Gene Ontology annotation, biological process: tRNA N2-guanine methylation.